UUAACCUCCUGCAUCGGAUCACCCACGUCCCCACCAUGUCAGACGCAGCCACAGCUCCGAAAUCACACCAAGGACUUAAAGGAGAAGAAGGAAGUUGUGGAAGAGGCGGAAAACGGAAGAGACGCCCCAGCUAACGGGAAUGAGGAAAAUGGGGAGCAGGAGGCUAACGCUGAGGUCAAUGAAGAAGAGGAGGAAGGCAGGGAGGAAGAAGAGGAAGAAGGUGAUGGUGAGGAAGAGGAUGAAGAUGAAGAUGAGGAAGCUGAGUCGGACGGCAACCGGGCAGCUGAAGAUGCUGAGGAUGAUGAUGUCCAUACCAGGAAGCAGAAGACCGACGAGGAUGACUAGACAGCAAAAAAGGAAAAGUUAUACUAAAAAAAAAAGGCCACCGUGACCUAUUCCCCUUGCACUUCCCAUCUCAGAACCUAAACGUGGUCACCACCUUUGAGUAGAGAGGCCUGUCCGCCCUCCCACCAAGGGCAGUGCCACCUGCAGAUGACACAUGCCUCAGUCUCUGGAGUAGCUGAGACUACUGGCUCAGCUGCUUGGUUGUGUUUUGGUUUUGAUUUGUAUUUCCCUAAUUAAUCGAUUAAUGGAAUUUAUUUUAUUAUUAUUCCUUUUGAGACUGGGUUUUACUCUGUCUCCCAGGCUGUAGUGCAGUUGCAUGAUCUUGGUUCACUACAGUCUCCACCUCCCAGGCUCAGGCGAUCCUCCCACCUCAGCCUCCUGAGGAGUUGGGACCACUAAUAAAAAUUUUGCCUGGCUAAUUUUAAAUAUUUUUUUGUAGAGAUGGAGUCUUGCCCUGUUGCCCAGGCUGGUCUUGAACUCCCAAACUCAAGUGAUCCUCCCAUUUUGGCCUACUAAAGUGUAGGAAUUACAGGUGUGAGCCACUGUGCCUGGCCUUCAAUGUGCUUUUAAGAAGCUUCUGGAGGGCUGGGCAUGACAAACAUGGCAAGAUUCUAUGUCUACAAAAACUAUAUAAUAAGAUAAAAUAAUUAAAACUUCUGGAGUGUGACCUUGGAGCUCUCAAACUUCUUUUUUUUCUUUUUUCUGAGACAAGGUCUUUGUUGCCCAGGCUGGAGUGCGGUGGCAUGAUCUAAGUUCUCUGCAACCUCUACCUCCCAGGUUUAAGUGAUUCUCCUGUUUAGCCCCCCAAGUAGCUGGGAUCAUAGGGGUAUACUACCAUGCCUGGCUAAUUUUUUAUUUUUAGUAGAGAUGGGGCUUCAUCAUUUGGCCAGGUUGGUCUCGAACUCCUGGCCUCAGGUGGUCCACCCGCCUCGGCCUCCCAAAGUGCUGGAAUUACAGGCUUGAGCCACCACAGCCAGCCAUCCAAACUUUUGUUAACUACCUCCUGUUGCAUCAACAGCUACCUCCCAUUGAAUCCAAGAGACCAAAGAUGCUAAGCAAAACAAACACAAACUAAUUUUUUCUUUCUUCCAAAAUUUUUUUUAACAUUUAAUUUUUAUUCUUGGAAUUCUUAAAGGAGUAUGUUUGUGUUUUAAGACUUUUACUAGUGCUUCCAUGUAUGGCCAGCAGAGGGCACCCUAAGAGCAGCCCAGCAGCGCUAGUAGCUGGGUUAGAAAGUGGCAAAGUUUGCUGUACUGCUCAAGAACUUGGGUUUAAGGGAGGAGGAAGGUUGAAGGAAGCUCCAAUUAGGCUUUUUUUUUUUUAAUGUUUCUUUUUUUUAAUUGCAUUUUAGGUUUUGGGGUACAUGUGAAGAACAUGCAAGACACUUGCAUAGGUACACAUGUGGCAGUGUGAUUUGCUGCCUUCCUCCCCUUCACCUAUAUCUGGUAUUUCUCCCCAUGCUAUCUCUCCCCAACUCCCCACCUCCUGCUGUCCCUCCCCUAUUCCCCCCAACAGACCCCAGUGUGUAGUGCUCCCCUACAUGUGUAGUGCUCCAUGUGUUCUCAUUGUUCAACACCCACCUAUGAGUGAGAACAUGCGGUAUUUCAUUUUCUGUUCUUUGUGUCAGGGUGCUGGAGGUGAAGUGGUAUGGAAGGGCUCUGCAAACCCCAUCGAGGCUGAAUUAAAAAUGUAGGCCCAGUGACCCAGGUCUCCAGAUUUAAUUUUUCCUAGUAAAAACAUUGUAAAAACCACUAUUGGAGGGUCAAAAAAUUAUUUAAUUUCCUUGAUAUUUUGCACACUUCUUGC
Callithrix jacchus (white-tufted-ear marmoset) is the source of this 2151-nucleotide messenger RNA. NCBI's taxonomy places the organism in Eukaryota, Metazoa, Chordata, Mammalia, Primates, Cebidae. The record is from RefSeq and is a predicted model, not a curated record.